GUAAUUGUACCGGAAGUAAGAUUGCUCCGCUGUCAGGACGCUUCGCUGUCAUGUGACUAUUCACAGCUAUAAGGAGAAGGCAGUGACAUAUAGUGGCCGGGUGUCCUCCCCAGACCUGUGCCAGGGCCACAAUGGAAUCCUUCUUCAUAAAAUCACCUGUAUCUACUCUUUUUGCCUCCUCUUUGCUGGUGCCAAUGCUUCUAUUCAUCUUGCCCAAUAUUUUGGUUAUUUCCUCCCUCUCCCUCUGCCCAUCAAUUUGCAUUUGUGACUCUAGCUCCCUUUUUGUAAACUGCUCAGGAACAAACCUAACUAACAUUCUAAUCUCUCCUCCUUUGGUAGUUGAAUUCCUUGACCUCUCUGAUUGCUCUUUGUAUUCCAUUCCUCUCCUCCGCAACCUUUGGAGACUCCAUGCAAUGCUACUGGCACAUAAUGCAAUUUCAGAAGUCAAAAAUGGAUCUUGGAGAGGCUUACAGAGCUUGGAAAUCCUGGAUCUUAAUGACAACAAUAUUACAGAUUUAGGAGGAAGCUUUUCUAUUGACCUUGAUUCUCUCACGCAUCUCUAUCUUGCACAUAAUGUGUUGCACAGUGUCAUGAGAUAUAAUUUCAAACACCUACACAGUCUGGAAUUAUUAGAUCUGCAAGGAAACUUAAUUUCUAAGUUGGAACCUGGAGCUCUGAGAUCCCUUACCCAGCUACGUCGUUUGCUGCUCCAGAACAAUCAACUGCAAAGCCUGAGAGGUGAUGACUUUUCUGUUCUACAAAAACUUGAAUUCCUUGACUUGUCUAGAAACCAGAUCCAAGAUCUGCCCUCUGUGUUAUUUACACCUCUUCAUUCCCUCACCUUCCUUAAUCUGCAACAUAACAAUCUACGCCACUUGCGCUUCCAAACUUUAAGCAACCUGCCAGCGCCUGGAACUCUUCUCUUGCUUUCAUUUAAUCCUUGGGAGUGUGAUUGUGAUCUUCAGCGUGUGUUUGGGAAACUAGGAAGUUUGCACAAAAUAAGCUUACAGGAUGGAGGUAACUUGUAUUGUGCAGAUCCUGCAGCACUUAGAGGAAGACCAAUUACCUCCUUGGAUACCCGACUCUGUGUAGCAGAAACUGUGACUGUGCUGGUCAUCACUUUGACUGUACUGGUAACUGUAAUUGGAGCUAUAGUAACAGCUGAAAGAAGACGUAAAAAAAGCCCUGGGAGUCCAGGGAGAGAGAUGUAUGCCCAGGACUGAUAGGAGAAAGGAAAAUGCUUAUUUUGACUAUGUAAGAUAUGGUGUAGUAAGUUUGUCAGCACAUGAUGACAAAUUAAAAUGUACACACUCAAUUGUUAUACAAAUGGAAGCUUUCCGUGGCUUUAGCUCAUCUCCCCCACAUCUAAAAGUAAAAGAGGUCACUAGGACCUUUCCAAAGGGAGGCCUCUAUUAUCCUUAUGUGCAGAAAUUAACAUUUGCAAGGCUGUCCUUAUUCAAUAUAUGGGUUUUGGUGCAAUUGCAUACCUUGUAACUCUCACGGUUCCUGGUUACCAGCUGUGUAGGUAAAGGACCUUGUCUCGCCCAUCCCAUUACUAAAUUAAAGCACUGGACAAAAUGCAGUGGAAA
Messenger RNA from Rana temporaria (common frog), 1589 nucleotides. RefSeq names its product insulin-like growth factor-binding protein complex acid labile subunit. Gene Ontology annotation, molecular function: protein binding. Lineage: Eukaryota; Metazoa; Chordata; Amphibia; Anura; Ranidae. The record is from RefSeq and is a predicted model, not a curated record. The transcript has 2 exons. The coding region runs from base 132 to 1223 and encodes 363 amino acids.